Messenger RNA from Gossypium arboreum, 594 nucleotides. RefSeq names its product probable small nuclear ribonucleoprotein G. Lineage: Eukaryota; Viridiplantae; Streptophyta; Magnoliopsida; Malvales; Malvaceae. Gene Ontology annotation, cellular component: precatalytic spliceosome; U2-type prespliceosome; U12-type spliceosomal complex. The transcript has 4 exons. The record is from RefSeq and is a predicted model, not a curated record. Gene Ontology annotation, biological process: mRNA splicing, via spliceosome; spliceosomal snRNP assembly. Gene Ontology annotation, molecular function: RNA binding. The coding region runs from base 162 to 404 and encodes 80 amino acids.
AACGUAUAAUUUUACUCAAGAAAAUCAAUGGAGGGAGACUUGAUGACGUCCAACAAUUUAUAAGGAUUUCAAUUUUGAUUCCAAUAAUCAAAACAUUAAACUCUUCGUCUUCCCCUAAAGCCCUACGCUCUAAAUCAGUAGUUGAGCAAACCUCUUUCACAAUGAGCAGAUCCGGCCAGCCUCCAGAUCUCAAAAAAUACAUGGACAAGAAGCUCCAGAUUAAGCUGAAUGCAAAUCGGUUGGUUGUUGGUACACUUCGCGGAUUUGAUCAGUUUAUGAACCUAGUAGUUGACAACACCGUUGAGGUGAAUGGCAAUGAGAAAACUGAUAUAGGCAUGGUGGUGAUCAGAGGAAAUAGCGUUGUUACUGUUGAAGCACUUGAACCCGUAGGCCGGAUGCAGUAAUUCAGGUUUUUCGUUCCAAAACUUGGAUUUCACUUUCUGUAUCUCUUUCACUUAUUGUGUCUAGGCUGCUAGCUUAGGGCUUGAUAUGUUAUAUGAUCGAGAAUUCGUAGGAAUUUGUUAGAUUGAUAUCCAUGGAUUCUGUUCUUUCUUUUCGCUAUCCUUUGAUCUAUUAUCACUUUAACGGAAACAA